Messenger RNA from Larimichthys crocea (large yellow croaker), 4298 nucleotides. RefSeq lists its product as uncharacterized. The transcript has 7 exons. Gene Ontology annotation, biological process: positive regulation of transcription elongation by RNA polymerase II. NCBI's taxonomy places the organism in Eukaryota, Metazoa, Chordata, Actinopteri, Sciaenidae. The record is from RefSeq and is a predicted model, not a curated record. Gene Ontology annotation, molecular function: protein binding. Bases 157 to 3840 code for a protein of 1227 amino acids.
CAGGGCGACCUGAAGGUGUCGCUAGUAUUUAACACCUCACUGUUUCAGAUGCGACAGUUAAUGCUUCUGUAACUUGAAUUUAAUGCUCGAGUCCAAAUCAAGUGUUGGAAACACCUCUCUGCACAUGCGACAGAAAAAUACUGUGCUCAUGUGGUCAUGCAGAGGUACUGGUGGCCAGGUUUUGAGAUGCAGCUUCUGAGAGAGCUGCAGAGACAACAAAACAACGCCCAGCUCUGUGAUACCCUGUUACAAACUGAGGGUAUCUCAGUGCCAGCACACAGUUGCGUCCUCGCAGCUCUCAGUCCUUACCUGUCUGAGAAGCUGUCGGCCUCCCCGCCUCCUCCAUCGGGCCAGAAGCGUCAGCUCCAGCUCCGCACCGUGAAGGCUCAGACGCUGCUGAAGCUUGUUGGUCUUCUGUACUCUGGGGAGUUGGAGGUAAAGGGGAGCGUAGAACAGAAUGACGUGCUGUCUGCAGCCCGCCAGUUUGGGAUCGCAGACCUCGUUGAAAGACAGAAAGACUUGGGGACGAAUGAGGGAGUGAAACAGAGAAAGAGCUCUGCGAGUUGCAUAGAAAGAAAUGAAAGCAGGAAAAUUCAGGACACACGAGUUCAGGCCGAGAUGGCUGGAAGCAGAGCAGCUGAAAAGAGAAGUUGUGUAUCCACAAACACGCGGACUGUUAAAGUUGGCGAAAAGAAGGUCGGCUCGCUCUCUUUGACUCACUCUGGCCAAACUAAAACUCCAGUCCAAGAGCCUGCAUCCUCUUCAGCUCAACCCUUGAAUUCCUCUAUUAUGUUACAACCCCAAAACACCACACUGCAUAAACAUAUUCACACCACUUGUGUCCCACCCGUUCACAAUGUGCACCGUUGGGCACCAAGCGAUGGAGACUCUACAUUAUCCUCUGACAGUCUUCCAAAGCCCACGUCAACAUCAGCCUUGUCCAGUGAUGUGAUGAGCUUCCUCAUUCCCCUUAAUGAGGACUCAAACUCCCCAACACCUCAAGAAGACAGCUCCUAUCAGCAGUCAUCUGAGUUUGGGGACAUGGUCGGGACGAGUUCAGGAGAAGAAAAAACAAAUCCCAAGACUGCUGACAGAAGAGAAAAUACAGAGCGAGCCAGCACCGCCAGCAGGGACGAGAUACUCGGAGAAGAAAACCCUACAGAGAAGAAGCUUGCACAUGCAAAUGCAGGGAUAAGAAACAUGCCUAAGAUGAAACAGAUGCAAAAGAUGAUGGAAAGCACACAGAUUUCUAUCAAGGUGAAGCUGAGGAGGAGGACCAAAGGAGAAGUGUGGGAGGUGGUGAGCAUACAAGAUGCAGACGAGACGUUGUCAGUGCUCACCCCCCUGAAACAAAUGGACCAUACAAACGGUGAGGUCUCCUCUGACCAGCCAGGCCAAAUUAAUAAACCAGACACCCAGAUUCUUCUGCCUGCUACCACCAGCUCCCCUGAACCACCACCUCCUCCCAGCACCCCCUCCGAGCUUCUGUGUAGUGAGUGUUUCACCCCGAACCAAAGCGAUGAGCUGGAGUCAGUCCCACUGCCUCAGCCCCCGUGCCCUGUAGAGGAGUCUGAUGAGCAGAUAGAAAAGCUGUGGGAAGACAUCAUGAUGGGUCUGAACAUCCUGCCAGACUUGGACAAGGACUGCAAGAAGUCUCAUCACCUUCAACCGAGCCAUGACCGAGCACUAGUCUCAGCUACAGAGAAUGAGCGGACGCAGAGUCUGACGCAUACUGCUGUCACUGCAGCAGGGGGUGUGUUUCACCAGGAGUUUGGGACACAGAUUGGCCACUCUACACCACAUACAGCUCCAAACCAGCCCAGCUGCUCGAGCCUUUCAUCUGUACAGUCGGAUGCUGUCAUAACCACGAAGCAAAGAGAUGGACCGAGCCAACAGGAAUUGUCGCAGUCGAAAAGUCAAAAUGGUCCACAUACUGAAGAGCCCACAACAAGAUCAGUCGUACCCACAGCUUUCUCCUUCAGUGGGAAAAAACUACAUUACCCAGCAGAUCAGGAACCGUCUUCACGAAACAAUCAGAGUGCCCUGCCUCCUUUUUCUUUACCCUGCAUGAAUGAUUUGCAGCUUCCUCGAUGUCUCUCUCCGUUAGAGCCAUUUGCAUCAGCAACAAAACAUGGGCCUGUCCUCAACAACUCAACGAACCACGGCAAUAAAAAUCAGCCACAGCCAUGUCUACAUGGGCGACUCUGGCUCACAGUAAACCCUGGAUCAUUACAAUUUCCUAUCGGUGUCAUCACUCACAGAGAAAACAAAAGUGAGUCUUUACCUCAGGGUACAAACCACAGCAGCUGGUCAGGAACGAUAUCUGCAGAAGUAAAACCAGACAUUGAGACCACAUUGAAGAAGGAAAGUUCAAAGCAAAGUGACACCAUAGUUGAUGCUGCAGCGCCUAAACGGAGGAAGAGAAAGCGCACAAGUCAUUUUCAAGAUGCUGCCGGUUGUCUCAUAUGCAAAAAUGGGAAUGUCAGUGAUGGAACAAAAAGUCAAAUCAGCAUGAGCGUUUGUUCAGUCAGUCUGUCAAGCAACAAUGUGCUGGCAAAGGAAAGAGACAUGUUUGCCAGUUCUUCAGACAUGCCAUACAAACUUUUAGGGAAACCAGAUGAACCAUCGACUGUCACAGAAAGUCAGAGAGAGAAAACCACUUUGGAUGUCAGUACCGACCAGACUCGGAUCAGGACAAGGGGCUUUUUGAAAAAAACUCAAGAGACCCCAUGUAACGCAUGCAUAGAACAUUCUUUAGUUGUAACCCCCCCGGCCUGUAGAGCUAAGACUGAGGAGGAAGUUCCAACCCAAAAGCGCAAACGUGGAAGGCCACGGAAAACCAAGCUCGAAGAGGCACCUUUUGCCAUCAGUGAAAAAAAGAGCCACAGUGUGGAAGGUGAGCAGGAAGCUGACAGCAGUUUGCCGAAGGAGGUGAAAAGGUAUAAUAAAAGGAGGAGGAAUAGAAGUGAAGUGGAGGUAAUACCAAUAAAGAGGACCGACAGGGCUGAGGCACACGACAGCACUGACAUAAUCCCAGCAGAGAUAAGACCUGAGACACCCAAACAGCCAAAGAUGGUCAUUCUAGAGAAGUUUGAAAAACUUAUCAAGCGCCAACAUUCAAAAACAAGAAAAUCAAAAGAAAGCCAAGACAAGGAAACAAAUGAACCUGAAAGAGAUGUAGAGACGGCACAUGGUGGCAGAUGUGAAGACUUAAUUCAGGAGACAGAAAUAGAUAUAGAUGUUACUCAGCCUCGGGACAAGGACGGGACUGAAGAGUCUCCUCAUGUCAUCUUCAGUGUCACAGUUGAUAAAAAUCACAAUCGGAUUUUCAACAACUCAACAGCGGAGUACAGUGAAUCACAGCAGGAUGACACAAACAGCUCUACUAGUGACAAGUUUGGUGAUGGGUGUCAUCCGGUGUCAGCAGCUGAGAGGGAGCAGACACUUCAGAGUCCAGAUGAAGCACAACAAAGCUGUGAUGCCAGAGUGUCCGAUACAACACAGCAGACUGCUGUUCAUGAUGAAGGCCGGUGUCACAGUAACUCCCACACACCGCCUCAAGAAGACAAAGUGCCAUUAGACAACUCGAACCCCCAGAUGCCUGAGAGAACUGGUUCACCUCUGCCGGACACUGGUGCAGCCACCAAGAGCUCAGGCUGUAAUCAGCAAGAAGAUGAUGAUGAUGAUGAGGACGUGGACAUUUUGCUUUACUCCCCAGACAAAGAGCCUCAGCCCGGAGAGUGUGAGAACAGCCUGGAUGACAUGGACAUAAAUCUAGAGGAAGAAGAGGAUGAGGAAGACGUGAACGAGAUCGACGUGACCGGAGAUGAAGCGGAGUAACUUUUGUUGGCGUGCAUAGUUUUUACCAUGUCGUGUGACUAGUUCAGCACUUUGAGACGCUCGGCGUGAGUGACGUUCUGUCUGUGCUGGUUACAUGUGUGUUUACAGACACGUCACAUCCAUUCUGCUGUUAAGAUGUAUCUAAUAGAUUUUUCUUUCUUUUUCCUUUUCUGUUUUCACCAUCAGUCACUGUCUGCUGAUUAUCAUGGGCCGUGCGCCCAUUUCAUUUGAGCUUCAUUUAGUUCUUAUGUAAGGUUCAAACAAAUGUUUGAUUUCCAUGAAUAAUAUGCUGAAGCAUUGAUAUAAAGAUGGAAAAUGUUCUUAUUGUUGUUUGUCAGACUGCUUAAGAUAAAAAAAAACAAGUAAAUGUUGUAAAAGAAGGUGUUUUGAGCCUCGAGUGCAGCGUGUUUCAUGUAAAUAACAGAAUUCUAGUUUAUUAAACUAACAGUCUGCCUUUU